Molecule: messenger RNA, 985 nt
Organism: Drosophila miranda
Lineage: Eukaryota; Metazoa; Arthropoda; Insecta; Diptera; Drosophilidae
Product: SOSS complex subunit B homolog
Exons: 2
Coding region: 170-772 (200 amino acids)
Biological process (GO): mitotic cell cycle checkpoint signaling; response to ionizing radiation; double-strand break repair via homologous recombination
Cellular component (GO): SOSS complex
Molecular function (GO): DNA binding
Source: RefSeq, a predicted model, not a curated record
CCGCUGUUUUCAGUCGAUGUGACUUUUUGUUUACAUUUUAUGUAUUAUAUUUUUCAGUAAACUAAUUAGCGGAAAGUAGGCAUUGUUUUAUAUAUUUUAAGGUCCUCUAUCGCCGACAAGUAACAGGCUCCGUGAUAAGCUCCCAUCCCUAAAUCUUUCAGAUUUCAUCAUGUACAACGUGGAUUGCAUACCCAUCAAGGACAUCAAGCCGGGCCUGAAGAACAUCAAUGUGAUCUUCAUUGUCCUGGAUGUGGGUUCUGCAACGGUAACGAAGGAAAAUCGGGAGGUGCGAAACUUUAAGGUGGGCGAUCUCACGGCCAGCAUAAAUGUUUCCAUUUGGGACGAGCCCGGAAAACUAAUCAUUCCGGGGGAUAUAAUUCGGCUAACGAAAGGUUAUGCAUGCCUCUGGCGGCACUGUCUCACCCUCUAUUCCGGCAAGAAUGGUGAGGUCUUCAAAAUCGGCGAAUUCUGUAUGAUUUUCAACGAGAAUAUCAAUAUGAGCGAGCCCAAAAGGCCAGAGCCAGCACUCGUGCCACCAGUCGUUCUGCCAGCCGUCCUGCCAGGCGGUCUUCCAGCUGUGGGUCCUUCGGGCGUAACAGCCAAAGGUGGUCCGGCUGGCAUCUCUCCAGCCGUGGUGCCGGCGGUUCUCCCCGUGGUCCAGCCUCCCACCCCCGUCACUGCAGCCGCAGCCACGCCCACUGUGGUGAAGCAGGGCACCCGCGGCGGCCGAGGAGGAGGACGAGGUGGCUCCCACAAAGGGGAAAGGCGAUAAAGACAUAAGCAGGGAUCUUAUCGCAUAAGCAAAAGUGCUUAAAAUUAUGUAAAAUGUUUUAUUUAUGGUUUUAUUUUGCAAAAUCGAAAAGACACAAAUCAGAUAUCGAGAGAUUGUGCAGCAUUUUUCUUCGGACACAUUUAUAAGAUAAUAUUUUAUAAUUAAUAUUGUAUUUUUGUAAGACAACAUCCACAUAAACGAUCCUUAAGAACA